Messenger RNA from Heterocephalus glaber (naked mole-rat), 2586 nucleotides. The record is from RefSeq and is a predicted model, not a curated record. Lineage: Eukaryota; Metazoa; Chordata; Mammalia; Rodentia; Bathyergidae.
AUGCCAGGGCUGGCGGUCCUGGGCCUCAGCCUAAUGGCUCUCCUGGGCCUUGGAACAGGGGCCCUGUUGUGCCUGUCGAGGCAAUUCAGGAUGCAAGGGGACUACGUACUGGGAGGGCUCUUCCCCCUGGGCUUGGCUGAGGAGACUCAACUGCACCACAGGACACAGCCCGACAGCAGCACGUGCUCCAGGCUCUCGACUGUUGGCCUGUUCUUGGUGAUGGCUUUGAAGAUGGCCGUGGAGGAAAUCAACAACAGUUCCACCCUGCUGCCUGGGCUGCAGCUGGGCUAUGACCUCUUUGACACGUGCUCGGAGCCUGUGGUCACCAUGAAGCCCAGUCUCAUGUUCCUGGCCAAGGUGGACAGCCGCAACAUUGCCGCCUACUGCAACUACACACAGUACCAGCCCCGAGUGCUGGCUGUCAUUGGCCCCCACUCCUCGGAGCUCGCCCUCAUCACGGGCAAGUUCUUUGGCUUCUUCCUCAUGCCACAGGUCAGCUACGGCGCCAGCAUGGACAGGCUGAGCAACCGGGAGACGUUUCCUUCCUUCUUCCGCACGGUGCCCAGCGACCGCGUCCAGCUGGAAGCCAUGGUGACACUGCUGCAGUACUUUGGCUGGAACUGGGUGGCAGCCCUGGGUAGCGAUGAUGAGUACGGGAGAGAGGGUCUGAGCACCUUCUCAAACCUGGCCCAUGCCCGGAACAUCUGCGUUGCACACGAGAGCCUUGUGCUGCUGCCCCAAGCCGACAGCCUGCGGCUGGGCAAGGUGCAGGACGUGCUGCAGCAGGUGAACCAGAGCCAGGUGCAGGUGGUGGUGGUGUUCGCCUCGGCUCGUGCCGUCCACUCCCUGUUCCAGUACAGCAUCAGCCACAGCCUCACGCCCAAGGUGUGGGUGGGCAGUGAGGCCUGGCUGACCUCAGAUCUGGUCAUGACGCUGCCUGGCAUCCAUCAGGUGGGCACCAUUCUUGGGUUUGUGCAGAGAGGCGCCCUGCUGCCUGAGUUCUUCCACUACGUGAAGACCCACCUGGCCUUGGCCGCUGACCCAGCCUUCUGUGCCUCACUGGCUGCUGAGCGGGACCUGGAGGAGGACGUGGUGGGACCACGCUGCCCACAGUGUGAUCAAAUCACGUUGCAGAACCUGUCAGCAGGGCUGGUGCAGAACCUGUCAGCGGGCCAGCUGCACCACCAGAUCUUUGCCACCUACGCAGCCGUGUACACUGUGGCCCAGGCCCUCCACCACACCCUGCAGUGCAGCCCCUGCAGCUGCCCCACACAGGAGCCCGUGAGGCCCUGGCAGCUCCUGGAUAGCAUGUACAACAUGAGCUUCAGCAUUCGAGGCCUGGAGCUGCAGUUCGAUGACACUGGAAACGUGGAUAUGGAAUAUGACCUGAAAAUGUGGGUGUGGCAGAGCCUGACACCCAAGUUGCACACCGUGGGGACCUUCAAUGGCAGCCUCCAGCUGCAGCUCACACAUAUGCGCUGGCACACACCAACCAACCAGGCUCCAGUAUCUCAGUGCUCCCAGGAGUGCCGUGAGGGCCAGGUGCGCCGGGUGAAGGGCUUCCAUUCCUGCUGCUACGACUGUGUGGACUGCAAAGCAGGCAGCUACCGGCAGAACCCAGAUGACCUCACCUGUACCCAAUGUGACCAGGACCAGUGGUCCCCAGAGCGGAGCACUCGCUGCUUUCCCCGCAGGCCUAGGUUCCUGGAAUGGGGAGAUCCAGCCGUCCUGCUGCUGCUCUUGCUGCUGGGCCUGGUGCUGGGCCUGGUGCUGGCAGCCCUGGGGCUGUUCAUCCACCACAGGGACAGCCCACUGGUCCAGGCCUCAGGGGGGCCACUGGCCUGCUUUGGCCUGGCCUGCCUGGGCCUUGUCUGCCUCAGUGUCCUCCUGUUCCCUGGCUGGCCGGGGUCCACCAGCUGCCUGGCCCAGCAGCCUGUGGCCCACCUCCCUCUCACAGGCUGCCUGAGUACACUGUUCCUGCAGGCAGCCGAGACCUUUGUAGAGUCGGAACUGCCGCUUGCCUGGGGAGCCUGGCUGCGUGGGCGCCUGCAGGGGCCCUGGGCCUGGCUGCUGGUGCUGCUGCUGACCCUGGUAGAGGGGGCACUCUGUGGCUGGUCCCUCACAGUCUUCCCAUCCCAGGUGGUGAUGGACUGGAGGGUGCUGCCCAGGGAGGUGCUGGUGCACUGCCACAUGCACUCCUGGGUGGGCCUGGGCCUGGUGCAUGUCACCAAUGCCACACUGGCCUUCCUCUGCUUCCUGGGCACCUUUCUGGUGCAGAGCCAGCCUGGCCACUACAACCGCGCCCGUGGCCUCACCUUCGCCAUGCUGGCCUACUUUGUCACCUGGGUCUCCUUCGUGCCCCUCCUGACCAACGUGCAGGUGUUGUACCAGCCUGCUGUGCAGAUGGGUGCCAUCCUCCUCUGUGCCCUGGGCAUACUGGCCAUCUUUCACCUGCCCAAGUGCUACCUGCUGCUGUGGUGGCCAGAGCUCAACACCCCCAAGUUCUUUCUAGGCCAGGGCGCUAGGGACACCACAGGUGGGGUUGGCAGCGCAGGCAGGGACAGGGCUCAGGGAGGCCCUGAGUGA